UCAUCUUUCAAAUGUUCGUGAUUUUAAAGAAGUUCUCAGAUUAAAUAAGAAUAAGUUGCUUAAAAUUAUUUUUGUUAGUAUAUUGUGUUGUUAUUUAAUCUUUUAUCGUGAGUUGUUAUUCUUGUAUUUUACAACAUUUAAAAUGUAAUGUCAUAAAAGUAAUCAAAACGUCUACAGUUUAACCUUCAUCAAUAUAACUACUCCAAUUUUUUAAAACAGCAAUAAAUUAUGUUGGAGGGUUUAGUAGCAUGGAUUUUAAACACUUAUCUAGGAAAGUAUGUCGAGCUAAAUACAGAUCAACUUAGCAUAGCUCUGUUAUCUGGAAAAGUUGAGUUAGAAAAUUUGCCGCUCAAAAAAGAUGCACUCCGACAUUUGGGACUGCCUGUUGAGAUUAAAACGGGAUUUAUUGGUAAAAUACAGCUGCAGGUGCCUGUUAGUCAAAUUAGGUCAGCUCCAUGGGUGAUAGUUAUUGAACAACUAUGCCUUGUUGCUACUCCACUUUCUAUAGACCAGUGGGACUGUGAGGCCGAAGAUUUAGCUAGACACGAGACGAAAUUAGCUGCCCUUGAUUCUCUUGAAGCAGAAUGGAGAAUAAAAAGAGACGGUCAAGAUUACAAUUCCACUUAUUAUUCAUCCAGUUAUUCUUCAUGGUACAGUUACGGAGCUGGCGUAAUAUCUGACAUAAUAGAAAAUUUACAGUUACGAGUUCAAGAUGUGCAUAUCAGAUACGAAGAUUCCGUUAGUCUUCCAGAUCAAACAUUCGCUUGUGGAAUAACAUUAGGAUCUUUGAUAGCACAGAGUUGUGAUCAGAAUUGGCUACCAAAGUUUGUACAUCCUAGUCCAAAUGAGGAUUCCUUCAAAAUCCUCGAAUUAAAAGAAUUUGGCUUCUAUUGGAUGGUUUUAAACGAAUCGGAAUCGUUGUCUUUAUUAAAUGUGGCAAAACUUGCAGAAGCUAUGAGUAGAAAUAAAUUAGAAAAAACUACAAGAAAUUAUGUGUUACCCGCGGUAAGUGCUCAAGCUCAUUUAAAAAGAAACAGAAGUUCGGAACCUUUAAGAUCAUCCAUGCCUAGAUAUGUCUGUGAUCUAUUAUUAGAAGAAGUACAUUUAUCUUUAGUUGAUUGGCAAUACAACCAAAUAGUGAACUGUAUCCACGGUUUACAAGAUAUAAAUCGACUUCGCAAAUACCGUCGUUACAAACCUAUGCAAUCCGUCAAACACGACGCCAGAGCAUGGUGGUUUUACGCAAUAAGUUGUUUCUAUCCAACAGGGAAACAGCCGUCUAUAUGUAAACCCAAACCUACUUGGGAAUCUUGCUUGAAAAAGGCCAGGGAGAACGUGAAGUAUGUUCAGAUAUGUAAGAAGAUUUUGGCUGCGCCGAGUAUGACGCUUUCCGCAGAUGAGAAAAAGAUCAAAGAGGAAGUUGAAUGGGGUAGAGAAUACGAAGAUUUGAAGAUUUUGAAAAAGAUAGUACUCGAUUCUGUGAAACUGCCUCAAUUGAACUCUAACAACGAAAACGAUUCAUCUAAAGGUAGAAGCUUGUUGGUGAAAUGGUUCCCGACGUGGAUGGGUUGGUAUUCAGGAUCCAGCGAAACUGCACCCACACUACCUCCAGACGCGUCUAAGUUAGAGGGAGAAAUUUUGCAGGUUUUAGCGGAUACUGCUGAAGAUAGUACAACCUUCAGGAAAGAUGCGGUAUUUGGAAAGUUCAAUUUUUGUUUAAAGACGGGUACUCUGGGACUGUGCACAAUGGAUAAAACCACUAAUGAAAGCUCAUCUUUGUUGGAAAUGGAGUUUAAAAAUUUCAUGCUCGGUUUUCUAAGUAAACCUAGAUCUCAAUCGCAUGUGAUCGAAUUAUCUUUAGAUGCUUUAUUCUUAAAAGAUAAAAUAAGCGCAAACACGAUGUUUCCCAUUGUUAUGGGUCCCUCAGGAAUCGACAGAAUAUCAUCUGCACAAAUCAGAGGUCCUAGAAGAACUGGUACAAAUAAAUCAGAUUAUGUUAAGGAACAUUUAUUUUAUUUAAUAUACGAGAAAAAACCGCCAAACUCAGGAACUGAUUUUAGGUUAAGUGUGAAAUCGGAGAGUUUAGAUAUAGUUUAUCAACCAAAUGUAGUUAGAUGGCUUAUAGAAUUUAUUUAUUUACCUAUUCAACGUGAUAUAACACAAAUUCAGUUAGAAGCUAUGAAGUUGAAGACGAAAAAGGAACUUAUGAAAAACUGGGAACAGAUAUUUUCUGGAGGAUCGGUUAAUAGGUCUACUUGGGAACUUGAAUUAGAUAUAACUGCUCCUCAGAUAAUAUUUGUCGAACAGUUUAGCGAUCAAAAUUCCGCUAUGGCUGUGAUAGAUUUCGGGAAAUUACAUUUGAAAAAUAACGUAGAAAAAAUGAGUGAAAAUAGUAAAGCUGGGGCUUUAGAUAAUAAAAAUGAUGAGGAUGACGAAACUUACUUGACACCAUGCUCAACUCCACCAGUUAGUGAGGGCAGCCUUUCCGCUGAUCAAACCAUCGAAGGAAUAUCCGAAGCUGAAGAUGCUUCCAAUAUUCUGAACGAAUCAAAUUUACAUAAGAAAUUAUACGAUUCGUAUUGUUUAGAUUUAACAGACUUGCAGAUCCUUAUAGGAAGGGCGAAAGAUAAUUGGAGAUUUGCCUUAAAUAAGGGAUCAUCUAAUUUACACGUACUGGACAGAUUUAGUAUAUCUCUGCAGAUAGAAAGACGAGUGAUAUAUACUUCUGAUCCACAUUAUCCAAGCGUCAUACUAAACGCCCAAUUACCAAAACUGGUUACCCAUCUAAACGAAAAUAAUAUAUCUUCAGCUAGGAAUUUAAUACAGAUGUUGUCCAUGACGCUACUACCACCCUCUUUUAAGACGGCUGCCAAUACCAACAUUAAUUCUUCUGUAGAUGUACCUGAUACCGGUCAAGAUUAUGAGAACAGCGAACCAGAAAGUUUACACAGCGACAUAGAACAAAAUAAUCUAAUAACAAUGCAGUUCACAAUUGAUCAAAUGUCCUUGGAAAUUCAAAGUAGAGGUCGCAGUAUCGCAGAACUUCAAAUAGCUGGCGUGAAACUAACAUUUUCACGACGUGGUGUUGAAAUGAGCAUUGCCUUAACUGUUCACAGUUUACUACUCGUAGAUGCUUUACAGACCUUUGGAGCCGAUUUUGAAUUGCUGGUGGCAAGCCAUAAGCACGUUGGUAUGGAUUCGAUGUCAGGCAGUAUCAGAGAUAGUGAGCCAACGUCGCCUGUUUCGCCGGCCAGUCCGGAUUCUACUUCUUCCAGAAAUGGAGCUACAUCUCCUUUGGCUCUAACUCAGGCGUUGAAUACACUAGCUACCUCACCUAGAGAAGGACUUAUGAAGAAUAUACUAGAAGUUGAUGCAGAGGCUUUAAUAUCUAUAGAGAUACAAUUGAUCACUGGUCCAAAACCCAUGCAGAUUGCUAAUAUACAGUUUAACAACUUGGAUAUAAUAGCAAAUCAGCAAACAUUGGUGGAAUUAAUGGGCUUUUUCAGAAGAGUUUUUCCAGAAACACAAAAAUCUGGUAGUUUAAAGUCUCAUAAUCUUGCAUUUAAUGCUCAAAAAUCAACAGAAUCAUUAUUAGAAGAGACAAUUAGCCAUAUUGGAACUACUGAAAUCAUUUUCGAUUUCCAUAGGCUGAAUGUUCUACUGUUAAGAGGAAUCGUUAAAGACGGAAAUCUGUACGGAAAGAAGAUAGGAACAGCAACAAUGAGCGCAGCUAAGAUCCAAGCUACAAUAAGUUCAAAAUUCGAACUGGAAGGAUCAUUAGGUAGUCUUCAGGUGCUUGAUUUAACCCCGGAAGGCCAGAUACACCAAAGCAUAUUAAGCGUCGGAAGCGAUCCAAAUUCAGACAACUCACAUUUACUUUACACCAUUUCAGAUGAAGAUAAAACUGCAUUUAAAUUUAGAUUAGUGAAAACUGAAGAGAAAGACGCUCUGGAUGUUAUGAUUCGUAUGGCCUCUGUAUGGUACACGCAUUCCCCUUAUUUUAUCCUGGAACUACAAUCGUGCGCGUCUGAAUUCAAGCAGUACCUGUCAAAUUUAGCGAAAACCAUAAGAACAGCCGCCACCGAUAUGGCUUUAGGGCUUGUGCACGUCAGAACCGAAGCAUUAGCACAGUCUUUAAAUCUGAGCAAAAAUCUUCCAAAUUCAGUGUAUAGCAGCGCAGUGUCGAUAAGUGAAAACUUUACUCCAACGAGGAGAAGAUCUGCGAGUACUUCUGCCAAAGAUUCGAUGAUUUCUACGCCAACUAGUCCUAACGACGACAGUGAUUUAAUAUUAAACGUUAAUUUAGAUGUUGAGUUGGACAGUCCUGUUAUAGUGUUACCCCUAAGCAAUACCAGCACCGAAGUAUUUGUAGCACACUUGGGUAAAAUUACUGUUAACAACAAGUAUACAGAUGAAGUUCGAAUACACUCCGUCCAUUACCGAAUCGAGUGUUAUAACAUCGAUGUUAAAGACAUGAAUAUAUACUCUUUGGACAUUAAAACAAGGAGAGUACUGGACUUUAAGUGUAUAAAGCCCGAAGUAUUUUAUAAUUGCAAAUAUGACGCAAAACCAAUUUUGCACGACACGAUAUUACAAUUAAAGAUUGAAAGAGAAGUGAACAAACCUAUCAACACUUACGAUCAAGAAUUUUCGUUGGAUGAAGACAUAGUUAAAACCAAGAAAACCAUCCAAGUAUCUGGAAGCAUAGUAAAUGGCUUGAAAGUAUCUUUGACUAGGUCACAAUACAGACAGAUCUUAGACACUUUAGAAUUUUUAUCUUCGAUUAAUAGCCAUAGUCAUGAAGAUUAUUCUAGAAUUCAUGCCAGACCCAAUUUUGCUCUAGCAGACAUAAAAGAAGAAGAUUCUGGUAUAAGUACUCUUAAUAUGGAUCCUCACGUGAGAGCAAAAAUGUUUCAAAACUUUCCUGCACUGAAGAAAAAACGUUUAUCUUCUAGCGUAACUGAAGUUAAGAUUUGUUUCGAUAUUUCUUUGUUCAAAAUAGAACUAAAAGCAGCUGAGCAGAGCCUCAUUAACGUCUCAUUUCUCGAUUUUGCAUUUCGCUACGACAAAUGUCAUGAUUUUGAAACAAAUAUUCAAAUAUCUCUGAGAUCUGUCCUCAUGGAAGAUCUUCAACAACCGGAAGAUAGCAAACAUAGAAUUAUUGUGACGUCAUCUGCUAAUAGUGAUCCUUCUUCAUCUGCUGCUUCCACAGCUUCUAGAUCUUGUCCAGAUGUGACUUAUCCUCCAUAUCUAAGAAGAACUUCGCAUAACUCGUUACCGGAUCAUCUAGAAUCAAAUGAUCUAUUUGGUUUCCAAGACAACAGCACUUUACACAAGAAUGAUACAAGCUGGGAAGAAUAUCCUUGUACCCCUCCUUCUAGUCCAACAGGUACUAGGUCUCGUGGUGAACGUAAUUUGGUUAUAGUGAGCAUGCUUCUAGUAGAUACUAACGCACCCAAUUUCCAUGACCACUACAACAGCGUACAUAAUGCUACCUCCGUCGAUUUUAAUUGCUUGGACCUAAUAAUUACAUCUAAAUCUUGGGUAAUAGUGUUAGAUUUCUUCAGUCUACCCCCCGAACCGGUUAGUACAAGUUCAGAAUCGUACGAAGAUAUACGAUAUAAACCCCGAAAAGAAGUUAAUGUCACUACUAUCAAUGUCAAGUCUCUGAAUAUCGUAAUCGCAGAAAGAGAUAGGGAGAUUGCAAAAGCUAAUAUAUCUAAUGUAGAACUUGAGAUUAAAACUACAGGUAGUUCGAAAGAAGUCGAUGGAAAACUUGGAUCUUUGUCGUUGUUGGAUUUGACGGUUGAUGGACAGUUUUAUAGGGAUAAAUUCUUGACCUCAGGAAAGCAAGCAGUGCUCUUCAAAUACUCAAGAUAUCCUCCUGGAGCGAAAAAAGAUCACGAUGCUCAGCUUAUCUUAGAAAUGGCAUCUGUCGUAUACGUCCAUACAAAACGAUUUAUUGCAGAAAUUUUAGCAUUCUUCAAGAAUUUUGCGGAAAGACAACAAAUGUUGAUAAAAAGUAUUCAGGCAGCAACCAGCAGGCAGUUGAGUAGAGAUGAACCAUUACGAUUAUCUCUUAUAAUAGAGGCCAAAUCUCCAAUUAUUCUACUUCCCGUUAGUCUAAAAUCUCCUAAUUUAAUCGUAGUCGACCUUGGGCAAUUGGUCGUAACAAAUUCUUUCAAGUUUUCGGGGGAUGAAGGCACCGUGAGCGUCGUUUCUGACAGCACUAGGAAGAAAUGUUUGUUGGAUGUUAUGGCAGUCAGUUUAGAAAACACAGAUUUAUAUAUGGGCGUGAAAACUAAUCAUGUUGGUCCAGAGAGGAAGUCUAAAUCAACAUAUUUUAACUUUGGAAAUAGCUGCAUCAUGAAAGUGGGCCCCUCACUUCUUACGAAGAAGUUCCAGUUAAAGUUACAAAUCGAACAAAACCUCGACAAAAAAGAAAAACAAGUAGUACCUGACAUGAGUAUAUACGGACAACUGUCUACUCUCGACGCUGCCAUAGAUUUAGACCAAUAUAAACAGAUUAGAGGGCUUUUGGCGCAUAAUUUGGGAGAAGAUACAGAACAUAUUAAUCCUUCAGUGCCGCCCAAUUUAAGAAAUGAGAGCGACAGCGGCAGAUACUGGACACUGUCGUUUAUUAAGCUUGAUCUCCAAAACGUAACCUUAUCUCUCUCAGAAUCACACUACUUGCAAGACUCCCAUUUAACUUGCAUCAACUUCAUUAAAUCUCACCUCACCAUCGAAACCUUCAGCAAUUUUUGCCAAGACAUCGAUUUAGUAUCUAAAGAAAUACUCAUUAAAGAUACUCGACAAAGUAAAUCCGACGAGAAGCAAAAUGUUUUUAGCAGUAUUUUACAACCAGUAAGUAAUCCCACCAAUAACGAGCAAGUUCAAGCCGAAAUUCAUAGCAGGAAGAAAUUAGAUUUUAUGAAAGUUACGAUUCUUUUCAAUAAUCUUCGUUUGAUGGGUAUAUUUGAUUGGUGGGAGCGAUUUUUAAAAUAUAUAGGACAAGAUUUUGAUCAUGGGCCUAGUGAGGAACACGAAAUCCAAAAACAUGCAAAAAUGGAAUCUUCACAGUUAGAGUUUGAAUUAAAACUCAACAUCACCGAUUCUGAAAUUGUUAUUGUCGAAGAUUCUUCACAAUGGGAUACAAAUGCAGUCAUUUUAAAGAGUACAACAGUUUUAAACUAUCGCCCUUUUGAUAUGUUUAAACCUCUUACCUGCAAUUUGAACAACUGUGAAAUGUUUUCUUGUAUAUUAGGACUGGAAGAUGAGACUGCUCUGUCAAUUAUAGACCCAGUGAUACUUAAUAUUGAAGUUAAUCAAAAUGGUAUUCUAGAAGUUCAGUUACAAUUUUUUAUUGUGAGGCUUUCGUAUAACGAUAUGUGCAUGUUUAUAAGGAUUCUAAAUUCCUUGCCCCAACAAAUUCUUUUCAGUAAAGACGACAAAGAAGAAAAAAUAGGAUCCUUAGCAAGUCAAGUAGCUUUAUUAAGUGGACUUGGUUUUAAACCCGAAGAUUGUGCCGCUGCAUUAGAAAAGUGUGAUAAUAGGUUAGAUGAUGCAGCUCUAUGGUUAACUAAUGCUGGCAAGAGCUUGGAUACCAGAAAACCAGCGAAAAAGGCUUUAAAUAUUUCUGCUGUAGAGGUGAAAGCAAAUCGUAUUUCCCUAUGCAUUAUCGACGACUGUGGAGAUUCAGAUGUACCUUUAUUAGAAUUGUCAUUCACAGAUGUACAUUUCAACCAACUGUUACCUGAAUUCAAUAUUAAGGAUCCUAUAUAUCCCCAAGGGUAUAUUGACUGUGUUUUAGCCAUUGAUUACUAUAAUCGAGUUCUCUCAGGAUGGGAACCUAUGUUGGAACCUUGGAAAUGCAAAGUUAAUUGGGAACAGACGAACUCUCAAAUGCUAUUAAAGUAUCGCCUAAGUUUAAAAGUAGAAUCUAACGAAAUCUUCAAUCUGAAUAUAACCUCAACCGUUAUAGAACUGUUUGAUCAAGUUAAAGUAAACUGGAUUAGAGAUUACCGCACAAUAGCCCAAUUGAAGAGUAACGCUUUAGCGGUAGAUAAUGCUGCAAACUACCGAAGAAGAUCACCUUUUGUUCCUUUCGCUUUGAAAAAUCUUACAGGAUCAGCACUAACGUUUACGACGUUUGUGUCAGAGUUAGAUAAUUAUAGUUCUACACCAAUUGGAACUCAAACGGAAAAUUGGCUGAAUGUAAAUCCUGGAGAAAUUGUUACAUUUUCUUUUACAACCAGAGAUAAAAUGAGGCAUCAAAAUUCACAUAAGAUGCGAAUGCAUCAAAUAAAAGUGAAAGUGGAUGGAUGGAACUGUUUGGAACCUGUCACGGUCGAUAGAGUUGGCGUAUAUUUUCGAGACACAUGUGCUGAAUUUCAGGCUAGGAUGUCCGAAUUGCCUUAUGCGCGUAUUGUCUUCGAUGUGACGUUAGAAGGCUCCGCUAGAAAAUUGGUAACAGUCCGUUCGGCUUUACAACUCGUCAACAACCUCCCUCAAGCAGUCGACAUCAAAUUGGAAAGCAAAUUACCCAGUGAUGAUAUCACGAACAUGUUCUGGGUUGCUAGUCAGUUAUUCACGAUACAAACCAACGAAACUUUAGCCAUUCCAUUAACGCAUGCACAUUCACAAAUUAAUAUUAGACCGUCACUAUCACCACAGCUGUACACGUUUUCAGUACCUGGUAUUUCAUGGACUCAAGUACCCAAUGGAGCGGACAGGAUAUUCCAGUUGGCCACCUGCCAUUCCCACAAAGGACACAAUUAUAGAUUUUAUACGGAAAUUGUUAAACAAGAAGUAUUAAUACCGAAUAGGAUUAGGCAUGAACCGGCUCACACUAUAUUCCUCUUACCAGUAGUGGCAAUUGAAAAUCUGUUGCCAGUAGAUAUGCGUUACACUCUAUCUGCUCAACAAGGCAUAAUUAAAACAAACGCCAGUACAACAGUUCAUAACGUUGAUCCUGAUUCAGUGGAAUUGAAAGUGGAACUAGAUAAUUUUCGAACAUGCAACAACGUCAUCGUACCUGUUGGAUGUACAACCACUUUCACGUGUCGCGUUAAACUUGAAGAUAAUCAACAACGUAAAUUACAUCUGCAAGUAAUGGUGUCUUUUAACAAAGGUGCAAAACUGAAGUUUACUGUAUCUGCGUUUUACUGGAUAAUAAACAAAACUGGCUUACCGCUUGUUUUUCGGCAAUCGGGAACGUCACUUGAAAGUGCAGGGCAAUAUGAUGAACACGAGCAAGCUCGCAUGUUAUCACCAUUUAUGUUCAGUUUUUCUGAUCAAGACGGAAGUCCUACGAUGAACGCUAGAGUAGGCAAAAAAGUCAUUUGGGAUGGAACUCCACAAUGGUGUGCAAAUUUCCACGUAGCCAAAGGCACUCAAUAUCGAAAACUCCACGUAACUUUACGAGACGGACGUCCCGAUGUUGUGUUCAUAAUAGGUUUAGAAGUGCGGGUGGGUAGAGGAAAGUAUCGAAGUACCAAUAUCAUAACUAUAUCACCCAGAUACCAAUUACACAAUAGAACAUCGUAUAAACUACUAUUUUCACAACUUUGUUAUACCCAAGGAAGGCAACAACAGUUACCGAAGUCUUGUUUGAAAGCAAUGUCGAAUUCUCACAUGCCUUUUCAUUGGCCAAAUUUGGAAAAGGAGCAGUUGCUGUGCGUCUCUAUAGAGGAAGUACAGGAAUGUUGUUGGUCUGGAGGACUUAAAAUCGAUACUAAUAACUCUAUGCAUGUUAACAUCAGGGAUGCUUUAGGCGGUGUUUAUUUCCUUCGUAUGGAAGUAGUGUUGAAAGGAGCAACCUUCUUUGUAGUGUUUACCGACGCCGAUACACUGCCGCCACCAAUGAGAGUGGACAAUUUUUCAGAAGUCUCGAUAAUGUUUGGACAAAGCUGUUACAUAGACAUCAUGCAUAGCACAGCGAGAGCUCAUUCCAGUGUGCCUUACGCUUGGGACGAACCGACCAAAGCUAGCACUAUUAAAGUUAUAGGUCCAGGUGGGGUGUCUAAUACGUACAAUAUGUCUACUUUAGGCUCAGUGCCUGGACUGACGUAUGAGAAUUUUAUUUAUAUUGCUUUCACUGGAACAUUUAAGAAAUCAAGGGGUGUUUAUGACCCCAACCCCGACAUGGAAAGUCAAGAACUGGUUCUUAGUGUAGGAAAAAACACUCGAGUGCUUCUUUCUAGCAAAAUGGCAAGUGAUAGAUCUCAGCUAUGGAGAAUGACGUCUGAGGGAUAUUUGGAACACGAGGGCAGCAGUCCACCAUUACAUCCUGGUCAGACUAGAAAUCAAGACAGCAUUUUAGUGCUUGAUAUCGAAAACACCGCUCCUCAACCCAACACCUAUUCCCGACUUAUGCUGAGAAGGAUCGAUCCAAGAAGACAAUCGACGCAAAAAUGGAGAUUCACUGAGGAUGGAAGGUUAUGUUGUGAUCAUUAUAAUAUGUGUGUGCAAGCUAUGGAUGGAUCUUAUGGUUUGCGUAGUGGAAAUGCAGUGGUAUUAGGUUUACCGCAGGCAGUAAGCUACAUGUUUGUAAGUAACGGUUUGCCGAUAGAACAAGCCAUAGAAAGACAAUAUCUACGCCCUGGAUCUGGUUUACUUUCUGUAAAUAUCUACAUGGACGGCCCGACCCAAGUCAUUUGUAUAAAAGAUUUAAAAGAAAGUAAAUAUUAUGCCACUUCGGAUGAUAAAGAAUGGGGUACCAUAUCUAAGGAUCAGAGACCGAAUUUGAUCAGAACAGAGAGUAAAGAAAAGGAGGAAAAUCGGGAGCUUCAGUUUAAUAUUACGUUGAAUGGUAUUGGGAUUAGUUUGGUCAGUAGAAAGAUGCAAGAGGAAUUGUUGUAUGUGCUUUUUUCUCAUAUCGUUGGAGAGACUGUCAUUACGAACCAAGCUAAUCAAAUCUGUUUUAGUAUUAAAGAUAUUCAAAUCGACAAUCAGCUCAUAGAUACAUCAGUUCCAGUAGUGGCUUACAUAACCCCUCCUAGUUCUAGAAACAACGAUCAAGCAUAUAAUCACUUAUCAGCACUCGAUUUUAGCGCCGAACUUCAGCCUCAGAAUAAUGCUCGUGCAGUUAUAUUUAAGUAUCUAAUAAUCAGGUUAAAAAAGAUUACAUUAAUUAUUGAGGAAGUGCUACUUUUGAAAUUUUGUGAAUUUCUGGGAAUUCACUCUCAAACUGAAGAAAUUGUGAAUAAAGAUCAAGAUGAUGGUGAAAUCCAGACUUUGCUGUCUGAAACAUCUGCUGCGAAUGCUAAAAGGUACUACUUUGGAAUCAUAAAAUUGAUACCGGAUCAGAUAAGACUGAGCGUUACGACUGCUAGUAAGCUUCCCAAGCAGUUACAACGCAUAAAAAGAAAACUUGGAUUAACAUUAAUUAAAUUUGAAGAUGCUGCUGUAGAGUUGGAAGCUUUUGAAAGGAAGCAUCCGUUCGAAACUAGUCAGUUUUUAAUACAGACCAUAAUUAAACAUUUUAAUACAGGACUGAUGUGGCAAGCUGGUAUUAUAAUCGGUUCAGUGGACUUUAUAGGAAAUCCUUUAGGUUUGGUGAAGGACGUCUCAGAAGGAAUCUCGGGUGUUCUUUACGAAGGAAACGUGGGCUCGUUAGUGAAAAACGUCACACACGGCAUGUCCAAUUCAGCAGCAAAAAUAACCGAAUCCUUAUCGGAUGGACUAGGAAGAGUAGCCAUGGAUGACUCCCAUGAAGAAAUGAGGCAAAAAAUUAGAACGGUGCACAGUGGUAAAAGCUCAGAUCAUAUUUUAGCAGGAUUCAAAGGAUUAGGCUUUGGACUUUUGGGAGGUGCUACCGGAAUAUUUAAACAAGUCUAUGAAGGCGCUUCAAAUGAUGGAAUUCAAGGAGUCAUUUCAGGUUUGGGAAAGGGUGUAGUAGGAGCAGUAACAAAGCCUAUAGUAGGAGUGUUAGAUUUUGCCUCAGAAACUGCAAGGGCUGUAAGAGAUUCAAGUAGAAGUAAGCUUAUGCCUCAAAGGAAUCGAUUACCAAGAUGCGUUUUUGGACCGGGAGAACUGUUGCCAAAAUUCAAUUCCAAGCAAAGCCAAGGCCAAGAAUAUCUCUACAGGGUAAAUAAUAAGAAUUAUAACGAGCAGCUGGUUGCAUAUGAGAUUUUAGGAAGUGCCUCUGAAGAUUUGAUGUGCAUAGUGUCAAAUAAAAUUUUAAGGAUAGUAACGAGUACCAAAACUCCUGAACUUACGUCUGUGAUAGAAUGCCACUUAAGUGAUUUAGAAGUUUGCAAUGUAAUAAAAGAAAAGGAGCACAGCGAAAUCCGCUACUACAUAGAGAUCGUAAUGCGAUAUGCCGGUGCCAGUGCUGCGCUUUUAGUGAAUACAGAUCCAGUGAAAAAACCGAGGGUCAGAUGUAGAACUUUAGAGUUGGCGGAUACGAUAUCCAAGCAAAUUAAUUACGCAAAAAGAAUGUACAACGAGCAUUUGUAUACACUUGUAACUGAUAAUAGUUCCAUGCUAGAAGAAUAAAUAAAUAUGCCAAAAUUAUUUUGAAAUAUUAAAUAAAGAGGGAGAAGAAUCCCAGUGGUCAUAUUCGUCUUUGACGCAGAUCACAUUUUCUAACAGAAACGAAAAUAAUAAUGCAUUGAAAUAGUUUCUGAUUCCUUUGCUAAUUUUGAUUGAAAUUAAUUCUCAUUAAAUAAAAUAGAUAAACUAAAAGUCAAACAAUUAGAAAUGCACGUCAUAGAUUUAAUGACAUCAUAACCCACCGGUACAAACUUAACGGCCAAUAAAUUUAACAAUUUCCCCCCAUAUAUUAGGUUUUUCGCCACCGUCAAGUUUAGCAGGAAAGCGCUGUUGCGAAAUAAAAAGCGUAUGUAUUUAUCACAGCAGCUACCGGCUACACUGUUUCUUUUUGUCUUUAAGAGGGUGAAACAAAGAUAACUAUCUGUAAUAUAAGUAUCAAAGUCAUGUCCUAUAGAAGGUUAUGUAAGAUUUUUGUUUGUUUAUUUUUUUCUUAAACUAAACCCUAACUAAACCUACCAUACAAGACUAUUACUAACCUAACCGACCAAUCAAGGAUAGGGAAGGGAAAGUGAAGUUGAUUAAAAAAUAAACUGUCGUUAAAAUAUAAACUAAAUAAAUAAAAUAUAAUUUGAAAACAAUAAUUUGACAUUAUAUUUAACCUACAAUAUUAUGACUGACAGACGUCAGUUACCAUUUAUAAUCUCACCAAAUAUAAUAAUGAUGUCAUAUAAACUAGUCACUAAUUCUAGCCAAUGAAAUACUCGCUGUAAUAGGGCUUUUCAUUCACAGUCAUUUGUUUCGAGCUUCUGUCAUGUGUCACAAAAAUUAAUAUAUCUACGUCAUACAGUAUUUCUCAUGAUCAUCUUUCAGUGCGUCACAGUUUUUCGAUUUCUUUCUAACGCAUUAAAUUGUAUGUGACAGAAAAAAAGGCACGUCGGUGAUUAUAUUUCGUCGGUGACAUUUUUAUAACAUUUAUUCUAGUUAUUCUAGUUGUCGAUAGAUGGCGCCAUAAUAAAAAAAUAUAUUUUUUUAAUUAGAUAAUAAUAUUACAAAUAUAAUCUGUAUAAUUUAUAAGACUAUACAAAUCAAAGAAAAUACCAUUUUAUAAAUGCAAGAAACACAUUUGAUUUGUUUUUAUUCCAAUUUGAAAAUAAAAUGUGACAACUGUCAGAUUUAACUAAAAUGUCAUGUUAGAAUAAAUGUCAUAAAUGUAUAUUAUCACGGACUUACCCAUUUUCCUAUCAUUUGUUACGCACUGAAAAAUGAUCAUGAAAAGGACAAUACGUUAUUGGUAUCCACCAUAAUACAAACCAAAGACGUAUAACGUAGAUAUAUUAAUAUUAUGUAACACAUGACAGAAGCUCGAAACAAAUGACAAUCGAUGAAAAGCCCUAUAGGAAUGCCAUGUCAAAAAAAUCUGAAUAUUCCCUAUAUGUUUUUUCACAUUUAUAAUAUGCAACAAGGCGAAAAUUACGUGCAUUCCUUAUUGUUUGACUUUUCCUUUAACACUAAAAUAAAGCAUAAAAUUUCUGGAAGUAACAAUUUUACUACUGACAUACCUACUUAAACGUUAUUUGAGAUCUUCAAUGACUUUAUUUUUUAAUCUGUUAAUAAUAAAUUAUUUAUUAUUAUUUUAAUACAUUUCAGAUUCGCUUUAGUAUUGAUACAACGCAGUAUUUUUGACUAGUUUCUUUUUAUUUUAAAUUAUUUAUGUAUAUAUGUGAGUUAAAUUUAGAAAAAAUUUUAAGGGGUUUUUGUUUUUAUUUCAUAAAAUUAUACAUUUUAUUUUAGGCUUAUUUUUUAUGUUAUCUUCUAUGAGACAACUUUCUAUAUUAUAAUGUUUUGUUACAUAGCAUUUAAGGUGUUUCAAGUUUUUUCACACUUUACUAUUAGUAUACAUUGGUCGUCGCUCUAAUACUCAGAAAUAUCUAUUUUAUACCCAAUUGGAAAUUUUUCAGUCUAUUUUGAUAUUAGGGGAUUAAAGUUGAAAAUGAAUAUUGAUUAUUAAUUUUAUAUUGUCUUUUUAAUGAUAUAUUGAAACUAUUAUUCGUAAGCAUUUGACAUUCACUGGAUAUCUUUAUCCUGACAAUCUUUAUCACUACAAAAUGUAUCUGUUGUAUUUUGUUCUUUUAACUACUCAACAAUCAGGAAUGUAUCUAGAAUCUAGGGUGCUCGGUAAAAAGAGUAUGAGUCAAAAAUGGUCAAAAUAUUAUUUGUGUUGAAAAAAAACUAUAAAGGACUAUCUUUACCUUGGUACCAAUAGAACAAGUCAAUAUGGUAAUAUAAAAUAAAUAAAAUUAUUUGGCUUAGAUAAAAUUGGUAGUAGAUAUGCUUAUUAAUUAUCGUUUUUUGCUUCUCCUGAAAAGUUGACUAAGACUUCAAUCAAUCUUCACAAAUUUUCCGAAAACUCUUUUCUUAUUGAGCGCCCUGGAUAUUAUCCUAACUGUUUUAACGAGCUUAUUAUUGUACAUAAUUAUCUUUCAGUUUACAUUGAAUUUUUUGUCACAUAAACAUCUCCCACUUCCAUUUAUUUUGUCCCUGCACUCAUAUUCUAUACUCCGCUAUUUACUGUUGUAUCAAACUUAUCUGUAUCCUCUCCUGUCCUAACUUUAGUUGUUACUCAAGCACAUCUUUCUCUAGAUAAAUGUACAUUAUAAUAUGUAUUUAUGUAUGUAUGUAAUCCAUUAUCCCUCCUGUGGGCAUAGGGCAGUCGAAAAAUAUUUUUAUUUCUGCCUGUUUUUCGCGAUGUAACUCAUCUGUCUAAAGAUCAUAUUGGCCUCUGCUUGGGUACUUCUAAUCCUAGUUACCUUUGGCCGUCCUUGUUUUCUUCUUCCUUGUGGGUUCCAAUGUAAGACUUUCUUUGGAAUUUCAUUUUCGCUUUUUCUUAAAGUAUGUCUCAGCCAUUCAAACUUCCGUUUGCGUAUUUGUUUUCCAAUUUCCUCUUCUACUCGGACCCAUAGCUCUCGGUUGCUUAUACUUCGGGCCAACAUAUCUUAAAUAUUCUUCUUAGACAUAUAUUUAUGGAAACCUGGAGUUUAUUUUCUAUUGUUUUAGUAAUUGUCCACGAUUCUGCCAUAGAGUUAGACUGGUUUAACCAUUGAUUUAAAGAUUUUUAUUUUUGUAUGGGUUGUCAGGAUGCUUGUCCGCCAUAUCUUACUUAGUCUUGCGAAAGUGCUCCUGGGGUUAUUUAUUCUUUUGUCGACGUCUCUGAGUACUCCAUUUUUUUUCGAUCUAAUACUUCCUAGAUAGUUAAACUCGUCUAUUUCUUCUAUAAUUCCUUCUCUUACUCUUAGUUGUAUAUUCUGUGUCGUAUUCAAGCUCAUCGAUUUGGUCUAUCCUUUAUUCAUUUUUAAUCCCACUUUGCUCACUUCUGUUUCUCACGCUUCUAUCUUUUCUUGCAUAUGUUGUCUGUUCUGCUACAGUAAGCAUAUAUCAUCUACAAAAUCUAGAUCUUCAAUUCAUUGUAUUCCCCUCUUCUUGUUAUUUAUUGAACAUGUUAUUUAUUUUUUACUUCUAGUUUUCCUUUAGCUGUAUUUUGCAUUCUUUCGUUCUUUUAGUUGUUUUUGUUUUAUGUAAAAAUAUUUCCCACUUAUAGAAUGAAUUACAAUCAAUUAUUAAGCUUUAAAUCCUGUCCUAAAUUUUAUCGGUCCAAUUUUUUCGAAAAACCAUUAGAAAGACAAUAUACAAUUAUUAUGGAAGUCUUUUCCGGAAAAAUUUUGAUUUUAUUUGUAAAAUAUAAAUAUUUUAUUGUUUUUUAAUUUUUGUUACAUUUUUGUGGACAAUAAAAAGCAAUAUUUUUAUAUUAUGUGCUGUGCUUAAUAUAUUAAUACAGUGCAUUUGAAUUCAACACUUAAACGUGUCUAGGUUUAACAAAUCGUCGGUGUAUGUCAAAUUUUAACAAAGAUGUUAUCAUAUAAUCCUGAACUUCUUUUUUUUUUCUAAAUGUUGGUUGUCUUUAAGAUUCAGUAUAUUUUCAUAUUGAAAUUUGUUUGAACGCCACACUUUUUCUAUGUUGUUUAUUUAAUGCUAGAAUCUAGUCAAAGUCCAAUCAGUAACUUUUUUAUAAAUCCUAACUUGAUAUCUAAUCCAAUCUAAGAAUCACCCAGUGGUGUAUUCUUAGUUUGUUCUAUUUUUUAAAGCACUUUUUUCUUGUGGGCCAAUAGCUUUUUCAUUUGUACUAUGCACUACACUAACUCAUAUAGCUUUGUCCUCUUCUUGGCUAAAGUUAUCUUUUGGUGCUGUGAAAGCCUUUCCUCGUGCCUGUAGGCAAUUUUUUAUAUUCCUUCAUCAACAUAACCCACCCCUAGGUCUCUGUGGAUAUCUUGGUUGUGAAUGUACCAAGGUGCGUUAACAUUGCACCUCAAUACUUUAUUUUGGAAAGUCUAAAUUAUUUUAAUAUUAGUUUUUUUGGUACAACCCCACAGUUGAAUGCCAUACGUCCACUUAGGUUUUAAAAUCUGCUUGUAGAAUAAAAGCUUGUUAUGAAUUGACAAGGCUGAGUGUGUUCCCAGAGGUCAAUACAUCUUUUUGAAUCGGAUACCCAAUUCUUCCAGUUUUUUCUUUACUUGUAUGAGCAUAUUCUUCCAUUAUAAUGCAUAAAUGGGCCAUUAAGCACAUUGUGAUAAAAACUCGGUGCCCGAACAACAUCACCCUGUAAACAUCGUGAAAUCCCAGUGGCGUAGGUUUAUAAUUUUUCCUUAUAUAUUAAAGUAUUUUGGAAGUGUCUAAAUUAAUUAAAAAUUUUAGAUUUACACUGAAUAUUAAGCUUAUAUAGUAUUUUUACUGCAAAAGCGAUAUUACGUAGGUCAAAAUUUUUGACGUAAGAGAACUGUCAAAACAUUAGAAUGUGACUUUUUAUUAUUGCCAUGUUUAUUAUAAACAUGGCAAUAAUGAAAAGUCACAUUCUUAUGUUUUGACAGUUCUCUUACGUAAAAAAUUUUGACCUACGUAAUAUCGCUUUUGUAGUAAAAAUACUAUACCUGAGUAUAAGGUUACAGUAGAAUGAAAAUGUGAUUUCAUCGAAACAUUGAAUAUCUUGUUAACUAUUACCUAUAUCUCCGCUUUAGAUAUGCGCGUUGGAAGUGGAAUGGGUCAUUUUGGUUUGUUUUAAUAUAUACAAUUUCGCUUAUUAACCAAAUACUUCGAAUAAUAUAUUCAAUUGUAUCACCUUUAGGAGAGGAUGUCAUACAAAAGCAACAAAAAGUUUACAAUUUGACGUAUCCCGACUUCUUUUUUGCUUAAACCAAACUUGAUGUAGAUAGUUUAAAUUUUACAUCCUAAACUCUUAUGAGUUCAUAUCAUUUGUCUUAUUUUUAAUUAAUAUGUGUUUUCUGUUAUCGUCAUUUUUGAUUAAGAUUUUGUUAGUGAUAUCCUUAAAGUUUAGUAUAGUCUAGAAAAGGAUAUUUAUUGUGAUUUAUUUCCCAUAUAUUUGAAACUAUUUAUUGUAAAAUAAACAAGUAUCAUAGCAUAUAUGGAUGCAUGAAUAGCAUUAUGUAAAUAAUAGUCUAUUUGUACGUUGAUUAUUUAAAAAUAUAUUUUUUAUCAAU
Diabrotica virgifera virgifera (western corn rootworm) is the source of this 18041-nucleotide messenger RNA. RefSeq names its product intermembrane lipid transfer protein Vps13D (gene Vps13D). Gene Ontology annotation, cellular component: extrinsic component of membrane. Gene Ontology annotation, biological process: protein retention in Golgi apparatus; protein targeting to vacuole; mitochondrion organization. Bases 229 to 12498 code for a protein of 4089 amino acids. NCBI's taxonomy places the organism in Eukaryota, Metazoa, Arthropoda, Insecta, Coleoptera, Chrysomelidae. The transcript is spliced from 42 exons. The record is from RefSeq and is a predicted model, not a curated record.